Messenger RNA from Chilo suppressalis (striped riceborer), 486 nucleotides. NCBI's taxonomy places the organism in Eukaryota, Metazoa, Arthropoda, Insecta, Lepidoptera, Crambidae. The record is from the annotation of a GenBank genome assembly.
AUGUUGCACUCACUGAACGCACUCGCCGGCAAGAUAUCGCCGGGCGGCGGCCUAGACUCGAAUGCUAACAGACACACGCUGCCCAACAAGAAUCACAGGAAUAUGUCGCCGUCCUCGCCCUACACCAAGCCGAAUGGGUUGAACAUGAACAUCAACAACAAUAACAACAACACCAGCUUGAACAACAACAUCAGCAACAACAACAACAAUGAGGAGAAGCCUGACAUGCCUGACCCCGAUUACAUCAAGAUGUUCGUGGGUCAGGUGCCUCGGAGUAUGGACGAAAACGACCUCAGGCUGAUGUUCGAGGAGUUCGGCCGGGUGCACCAGAUCAACGUGCUGCGGGACAAGAUCACCGGCGCGAGCAAAGGGUGCUGUUUUGUGACGUUUUUCACUCGCAAAGCGGCGUUGAAAGCGCAAGACGCUUUGCACAAUAUCAAAACGUUGAGUGGGGUAGAUUAUCAACAGAGACAGAACAAGGAGUAA